GAUAUCGUUGUAGCAAGCGGAGCUUCGGAUGCGUUAGGUCUUGCAAUUGGUGCGUUAUGCAAUGAAGGACAAAAUAUCCUUCUUCCAAGACCCGGGUUUUCACUGUAUCAAACUAUUUCAGAAUCAAAAGGAAUUGAAUGUCGUUAUUAUAAUUUAUUGCCUGAUCGUAAUUGGGAAAUUGAUUUAGAUCAUUUAGCGUCUUUAAUUGAUGAUAAUACAGCUUGUUUACUCAUAAACAACCCGUCCAAUCCAUGUGGAUCAAAUUUUACUCGUCAACAUUUAGAAUGUAUAUUAACGUUAUGUGAAAUUUAUAAACUUCCAGUAAUAAGUGACGAAAUUUAUGAAGAUAUGGUAUUUGGAGAUAAUAUUUUUUAUCCCUUAGCAAAUUUAUCCGAGACAGUUCCGAUCUUAAAAAUUAGUGGAUUAGCAAAAAGAUAUUUGGUUCCAGGGUGGAGAGUUGGAUGGAUUUUUAUACAUGAUCGUAAUAAUUUAUUAAAUGAAAUACGUGAUGGUUUAGCUUCUUUAUCAAAUUUGAUUCUUGGAGCUAAUUCUUUAAUUCAAAGCGCUAUACCUGAUAUUAUAAUGAACACUCCCCAAUCAUUUUAUGAUACGACCAAUAGAUUUUUAGAAGAAAAUGCAAAAUUAAGUGCCAGUUUCUUGAAGAAAAUAUCUGGUUUACACGUUAUUUCACCCCAAGGUGCUAUGUACAUGAUGAUUGGAAUUAAUGUGGGAGAAUUUAAAGAUAUAAAAAAUGAUGUGGAGUUCAGUGAAAAAUUGGUACAAGAAGAGUCCGUUUUAUGUUUACCGGGAAAGAGUUUUCACUAUCCUAAUUAUGUUCGAAUUGUAAUUACAGCUCCUGUUGAGAAAUUAAAAGAAGCUUAUCAACGAAUUAAUGAAUUUUGUGUCAGGCAUCAUGUUUAA
Funneliformis mosseae is the source of this 921-nucleotide messenger RNA. Lineage: Eukaryota; Fungi; Glomeromycota; Glomeromycetes; Glomerales; Glomeraceae. The record is from the annotation of a GenBank genome assembly.